GAGAGCUCGCUUGAAAUUGCUCCUACACAGUAUCAUUGACGGUCUUUCGUUUUCUUCGCUGCAGCAAGUCGGCCUGUUGGCGGUGCUGAGGCACUGUCUGUUGGCGGGUGCAUAGAGAGCCGAACUUCCAGGAAAUGGGCGGGGCACGGUGCUGCGUAUUGCUGCUGCUUACGGCGGCCGUGAACUGCGACCGUGCGUAUGACGUGGAGAAAGCCACCCGUCUGGGAAUAGUCGGAGGGAAUCGCCUGAAUGUGCUUGGGCAGAAGGUGGAAGAGUACCGCGGCAUACCAUUUGCCCAGCCCCCCGUAGGCAGGCUCCGAUUUCUUCCACCUCAGCCAGUGAAGCCUUGGGAUGGAAUCCUGGACGCAACAAGCAGGCGGACGGCUUGCCCGCAGGUGGUGUUCAGCAAACUUAUGGCUGGUGAGAUCGACUACACCGAAGACUGCUUGCACCUAAACGUCUGGAGUCCUGCUGCUCACGAAGAAGACCUAGUUCCAGUAGUGGUGUGGAUUCACGGAGGUGGCUUCACGCAGGGAUGCGCGAGCUACGAUAACUACACUGGUGCUGCACUUGCGGCCAAGACUGGCUUCGUUGUCGUCUCAAUGAAUUAUCGCCUGGGAAUUCUAGGCUUCCUUGACGCAAACAGCCCAGAAGCACCGGGAAACAUGGGUCUAAUGGACCAGAGUCUCGCUCUCAAGUGGAUACAGGAGAAUAUUCGCGAGUUUGGUGGUGACCCGUCAAGAGUGACUAUAUUUGGAGAGAGCGCUGGUGGGAUGAGCGUCCAUGCCCACGUACUGUCUCCCAUGAGCCGCGGCUUGUUUCAAAGGGCAUUUAUGAUGAGCGGAACAAUGCACACCCUGGACUUCUUUGAUGCCACCCAUGAGAGUAUUAGCAAAGGCGACCGGGUUGCAGCUAUCGUAGGGUGUGCAGGUAGGGACGACAGCCUGGCAUCCAACGCAGAAACCAUUAUCGACUGCCUAAGAACAAAAAGCGCGGAUGAGAUCACAGUCGCUGCCGCCGAAACCCUAGCACCUAAAGUAUUUUACUUCUUUCCAACUUACCACAACGAGUUUCUCCCUAAGGUGCCCCCUGUCGCCAUCAGCAAGGGAUUCGUUCAUUCUGUGGACAUUUUACAGGGAGUUACUGAGGAUGAAGGGGUGCUUUCUCUCAUAUAUCCUCUUAGAAGCGAGCUACUUCCAGAUGACGUGGAAGACAUUGACGACAAAAAGUUUAGGCAAUCUCUCCACGAAGGCGUAUUCUCCUGGCUCAAGAUGGACUUUCCCGAAAUGUUGGAGAAGUAUACAGCAAAGGCCCAUGACAAGGCGUCCUUGAGGCGCGGCUACGUUGACUACCUUUCCGACUCUGUUUUUGUUUGUCCCAUGCACUUCACGGCGGAGAAGCAUGCCGACCGUGGUCAGAAAGUGUAUUCGUACGUGUUUGGUCACAAGUCAGCUAAAAGUCCACUUUUUACCUGGAUGGGGACACCACAUGCAUUUGACAUAAACUACGUUUUCGGAGCUCCCCUCACUGAUCAGGAACGUUUCGAUGACGAAGACGCUGUGGUGUCAGAAGUUAUAGUGACAGCGUUGAAGUCGUUUGCGGCGAAUGGGGUCCCCGAGCUACCAAUGAAGAAACCAUGGCCUAAGUAUACCCCUGACAAUCCGGUUUCUGUGUACAUCGAUUACCAAAACAUCACAGACAUCAAGGGAUUUCGGGAAGAGCAAUGCGGGCUAUGGAGGUCUUACCUGUAGGGCCGGGAAGACUUUCAACAGCUUAUGUUCGAGGCUGUUUUCCUCCAUCAAGGGUGCUUCUUUACCGCAUCGUGUUGUAUGUAUCUCAAAACCAUAUCUCUUCAAAACUUAUAUUUUUAAAUUUUCUUAUUCCUUUGUUUAUGAAGUACCUAACAAGGAUUCUGGGCCUCUGACGAACGA
Molecule: messenger RNA, 1931 nt
Organism: Rhipicephalus microplus (southern cattle tick)
Lineage: Eukaryota; Metazoa; Arthropoda; Arachnida; Ixodida; Ixodidae
Product: acetylcholinesterase
Biological process (GO): acetylcholine catabolic process; choline metabolic process
Cellular component (GO): plasma membrane
Molecular function (GO): acetylcholinesterase activity
Source: RefSeq, a predicted model, not a curated record